AUGAAGCAGCCUUCUGACAAUAUUUCUUUGUCUGAAUUCCCCGCAACGUCUCGGGACGUUGCAGCGGUUUCUGCACCUCCUCAGACGACCUACCCCCCUCCUAGGACUGUUGCCAUUGUCAUGAUCGCUCUAUACCUCGCGAUGUUUCUAGUAGCCCUUGAUCGCACUAUCAUAGCUACUGCAGUCCCCAAAAUCACCGAUGAAUUCAAUUCCCUCAACGACGUGGGUUGGUACGGCAGCGCCUACCUGAUCGCCAGCUGCGCUAGCCAACUCCUCAUCGGCCGCUUCUACACCUUCUACCCCAUUAAAUGGGUGUUCCUCACGACCAUCAUUCUCUUCGAGAUCGGCUCCGCCGUCUGCGGUGCGGCACCCACCUCUACAGCCCUCAUCGUCGGGCGCGCGAUCGCGGGACUAGGGUCCGCAGGCAUCUUCUCCGGCGCGAUUGUCAUCAUGGUCCCCCUGGUGCCCCUCGACAAGCGGUCCGUGUACCAGGGCGCGCUGGGCGCCAUCUUCGGCCUGUCCUCCGUCAUCGGCCCGCUCCUCGGCGGCGCGUUCACGAAGGACGUCAGCUGGCGCUGGUGCUUCUACAUCAACCUCCCCAUCGGCGCCGUGUCCAUCGUCGUCAUCGCCUUGAUUCUGCACCUCCCGCCCGCGCCACGCGCGCCCGCCAGCCCGAUGGAGAAAACGAAACGCCUGGACCCCCUGGGCACCCUCGUCUUCCUCCCGUCCAUGAUCUGCCUCCUGCUGGCUCUGCAGUGGGGCGGCACGACCUACGCGUGGGGCAGCGGGCGCGUCGUCGCGCUCCUGGUGGUGUUUGCGGUUCUUCUCUCAGCGUUCGUCGUGAUUCAGGUGCGGCAGAAGGAGAACGCGACCGUCGCACCGCACGUCUUCGCACAGCGCAGCAUCCUGUCGGGAUUCGUGUUCUCUAUGUGCAUAGGCAGUGCGAUGCUAGUGUGCCUAUACUUCCUGCCGAUAUGGUUCCAGGCAAUCAAAGGCGCGAGCACGCUCGCGUCGGGCAUCAUGCUCUUGCCGUUCAUCCUCAGCCUAGUCGUCGCGAGCAUCCUCGCCGGCGUCUUCACCGCGAAGGUCGGGUACUACACCCCGCUCAUGAUCGCCUGCGCGGUGCUAUUGUCCAUUGGCACAGGCCUCAUGACGACGUUCACGCCACGCACCGCGCACCCCUCGUGGAUCGGAUACCAGGUGAUCUUUGGGUUCGGAUUGGGCAUGGGCAUGCAGCAGCCAGGAAUGGCCGCCCAGACGACGCUCGCGCCGCAAGACGUCUCGGUGGGCGUGUCGCUCAUGCCCUUCGCGCAGUCGCUGGGCGGCGCAAUCUUCCUCUCCGUCGCCGAGAACAUAUUCACCAACCGGCUUGCCUCAGGGCUGCAGCGCGUCGCCGGGCUCGACCCCGCCGUUGUGAUCAACUCGGGCGCGACGAACCUGCGGGACGUCGUGCCCGCGGAAAAGCUGGGGGACGUGCUCGCGGUGUACAACGAUGCCAUCAUCGUGGCGUUCUAUGUCGCCGUCGCGUGGGCGUGCUUCGCGAUCGUCCCUGCGCUCACUAUGGAGUGGAGGAGCGUCAAGGGUGAAGCUAGACAGUAA
Molecule: messenger RNA, 1599 nt
Organism: Gloeophyllum trabeum ATCC 11539
Lineage: Eukaryota; Fungi; Basidiomycota; Agaricomycetes; Gloeophyllales; Gloeophyllaceae
Exons: 4
Coding region: 1-1599 (532 amino acids)
Biological process (GO): transmembrane transport
Molecular function (GO): transmembrane transporter activity
Source: RefSeq, a predicted model, not a curated record